This is a messenger RNA of Leptopilina boulardi, 5126 nucleotides long. RefSeq names its product DNA polymerase alpha catalytic subunit (gene DNApol-alpha180). Bases 148 to 4968 code for a protein of 1606 amino acids. The transcript is spliced from 22 exons. The record is from RefSeq and is a predicted model, not a curated record. NCBI's taxonomy places the organism in Eukaryota, Metazoa, Arthropoda, Insecta, Hymenoptera, Figitidae. Gene Ontology annotation, cellular component: alpha DNA polymerase:primase complex. Gene Ontology annotation, biological process: DNA replication; mitotic DNA replication initiation; leading strand elongation. Gene Ontology annotation, molecular function: pyrimidine nucleotide binding; purine nucleotide binding; DNA-directed DNA polymerase activity.
CGCCAAAAUGUUGUCUGCAUCUCAGCAUGUCUGCUGCGUUUUAUAGAUGAUUGUUUACCAAUUGUUUACAUAUUAAAAUUAUUAAACAGUUUUUUAAAUUAAGUUUUUAAUUUGCUAUACAUUCUUUUAUGAUACAUAUUUUAUAAAAUGGAUGACUCACAAACUUCUUCGGGAAGAACAAAACGUCAAAAGCUUGAUAAGGCCGGUCGCUUUUCGGCGUUGGAGAAAUUAAGACAAUUAAAAGGUGGUAAAAAUAAAUAUGAAGUCGAUGAUUUGGAAAAUGUUUACGAUCAGGUGGAAGAGAAAGAAUACAAUAGAAAAGUGUUGGAUCGACAAGCUGACGACUGGAUAGUCGAUGAUGGUGGUGGAGGUUACGUUGAAGAUGGCAGAGAAAUAUUUGACGAUGAUUUGGAUGAAGACAGUAUUCAAGCUGCAAAGCAGACAAGUACAACUGGUCCAAGAAAAAAAGCAAAAAUUGCAGCUAAAAAUAAGGGAAAUAUUAAAAAUUUGUUUAUGAAUAUGGCUUCAAAAGCUAAAGCCGCUGAUAAAGUGGACGACGAUAAUAUUUUGGGUGAUCUUAUGUCAGAAUUGAAAAAUGAAGAUAACACACCAAAACGUUUAGUUAAACCAAAAAAUAAAUUUGCUGUUACAAAACCAAUUACACCGCCAGUUUCUAAAUUGCCAAAAAUUAAUCUUGAGGAUACAUUGGCAAAAAUUGAAGAUGAAGACAUGAUGAUAUUUGAUGCUCCAAGUAAAACUUGUUCAAAAACAAAUGUGGGCAAAAUUAAAAAUCGUUCUUCGAUAAUAGAACAAUCUACAAGUCAAGUGAUUGAAGAAUCUGACGAUUUUGAUACUAAUGGAAUUCACGAUUCUACGAGUCAAAUAAUUGAAGAUCCAGAUACAAAUGGAACAUUCGAUUCUAAGAAAGUUAUACCAAGUCAAAUAAUCGAAGAUCCAGAUAAAGAUGAACCAAUGUUAGGCGUUGAAGAUAUUACCGAUAUCAAAGAUUUCGAAGAGACGGAAUUUACUAUUUGUAAAACGAAAUCAAGUGAAACAACAACAAAACCAAUUGAAAAUGUAUCAGAAGCAGAUGUAUUUGAUUCAAGUGAAAUGAUUUUAGAUUGGGAAGAUGAUUUUAAAUGUCAAGUCGAUGAAUUUAAAGAUACGACUGAUGAUAAAAAUAUAACAUUGCCAUUAACUCAAAAUGAAGCGGGAGAAAAUAUAUUUCGAUUUUAUUGGUGGGACGCUUAUGAGGAUCCAUUUCGAAUGCCGGGUGUUGUUAAUCUUUUUGGUAAAUUUUAUUUGGAGUCGAGUAAAAAAUACGUUUCUUGUUGUGUUGUAGUGAAGAAUAUUCCAAGACGAAUUUAUAUUUUACCAAGAGAACAGUUGAAACCAGUGUUAAAGGAUGAAGAGCCAAGGGAAACAACAAUGGAAGAUGUGUACGAUGAGUUUAACAAUUACGCUGGAAGAAAUGGUAUAAAAGAAUUUCGUUCAAUGAAAACAACAAAAAAUUAUGCUUUUGAACGUGAAGGAACGCCAAAGACAGCUGAAUAUUUGGAGGUUCGAUAUUCGGCAUCGUUUCCACAAUUAGAUUCUUCAUACAGUGGACGAGCAAUUGAGGCUGUUUUUGGAACAUCUGUUAAUGCUUUGGAAUAUUUAUUAAUCGAGAGAAAUAUCAAAGGUCCUUGUUGGUUAGAUAUCAAGUGUCCAACUGUCGUUGAAAAUCCAUUCACUUGGUGUAAAUUUCAGGUAAAUUGUUUGAAACCAGAACACAUUUCUGUUGUUAGUCGAGAUUUGCAAAAAGCAAUACCACCAAUGGUCGUUGCCACCUUGAAUGUUCGUUCAGCUUUAAAUCCUAAACAUCAUAUAAAUGAAGUCGUUAUGGUUGGAGUUUUAUUGCAGCAUAAAUAUCAUAUUGAUAAAUCCGCACCGAAACCACCUUUCGAUCAACAUUAUUGUCUUAUAACUCAUCCAAAAGAAAUUCCCUGGCCGUUACAUGCUAAAGAUCGCCUUUCAAAAAUUAAAAAUACAAAUAUGAUUCGUUGUGAUUCGGAGCGCGAUUUACUUGAAGAACUAUUGAAUAUCAUACAAAAAUCAGAUCCAGAUAUGAUUAUUGGUUAUGACACUGGUUUUCAAUUUGAUCUUUUGAUGCACAGAAUUCACAAAUGUUCGGUGUCAAAUUGGAGCCGUGUGGGAAAAUUGAGAAGAUCUAAUCCACCAAUGUUCAAGGGGAAAAUAAAUGUAGCCGCUUCAUUUUGUGGUAGACCGAUUUGUGAUAUUCAAACAUCAGCUAAAGAAUUAAAUUUAAAAGUCAGAAGUUACGAUCUUCAGUCACUUUGUGUUUCGGUUCUUAAAAAAAAUGAAAAAGAGUGUAAGGAAAUAACCCCAGCGGAGUGUAUCAAAUUUUACAAUACUGUGGAGAAAAUAGAAAAUCUUGUAAGAUUGACAAUGCUCGAGGCAUCGUGCAUUAUUUCAAUGGUUUUUGAAUUGAAUAUCAUGCCUCUUGCCUUACAAAUUACGUGCAUUGCCGGCAAUAUUCUGUCGAGAACUUUAUCUGCUGGUCGAGCUGAAAGAAAUGAAUUUCUUUUAUUGCACGCUUUUCACGAAAGGGGUUAUAUUACUCCAGAUAAAAAGCAAACAAAGAAGGGAAAAGAUGUCACUGAAAGUCGUAGAAAAAAACCGGCAUACGCCGGUGGCUUGGUCUUGGAUCCAAAGAAAGGAUUUUACGAAAAAUUGAUUUUACUAAUGGACUUUAAUUCAUUGUACCCGAGUAUAAUUCAAGAAUAUAAUUUAUGCUUUACAACUGUUCCUGGAGCUGCUUAUGCUGAAUUUGAGGAUUUAAAUCUUCCGGAAAUGGAUUUAGAGGCAGGAGUAGUGCCAACAGAAAUUCGUAAACUAGUUGAAAGUCGUGUGCAAGUGAAACAAAUGAUGAAAGCCUCGUAUCUUGCACCAGAAUUAAAAAUGCAAUACGAUAUUAGACAAAUGGCAUUGAAGCUCACAGCAAAUUCCAUGUAUGGUUGUUUGGGCGCAACGCAUUGUCGAUUUUAUGCUAAAGGAUUGGCAGCUUUAGUAACCGCAAAAGGAAGAGAAAUUUUACAAAGUACAAAACGACUUGUAGAAAAAUUAAACUACGAAGUAAUUUAUGGUGACACUGAUUCUAUUAUGAUCAAUACGAAUAUUGUCGAUUAUGAUGAAGUUUUUUCUAUUGGAAAAAAGAUUAAACAGGAGGUCAAUAAACUUUAUCGAAAAGUAGAAUUGGACAUCGAUGGAGUUUUUAAAUAUUUGUUACUUUUACAAAAAAAGAAAUACGCAGCAGUUACAAUGUCAAAGGGAUCAAAUGGAAAAAUUAUAUUAAAUCAAGAGCACAAAGGUCUUGAUAUUGUCAGAAGGGAUUGGUGUCCAUUAGCAAGUGAAACUGGAAAAAUAAUUUUGGAUCAAUUACUCUGUGAUCAACUCAGCGAGAUAAGAAUGGAAAAUAUUUUCACAUAUUUACAAAAAGUUGGGAAAAUGGUGAAAGAAAAUACUGUUCCAUUAUCGAAACUUGUAAUUAGUAAACAAUUAUCAAAAGAUCCAAAUGAUUAUCCAGAUAAAAAACAAGCUCACGUUUUGGUUGCACUAAGACUGAAUAAAGAAGGUGGUAGAAUGUGGAAAGCUGGUGACACUAUUCCUUAUAUUGUUUGUGACGAUGGAACAGAUAAAUCUGCCACUGAAAGAGGAUAUCAUAUUGAAGAAUAUAAUAAAAACAUUGGUGUUUAUAAAAUAGAUGCGGAUUAUUAUUUGUUGAGUCAAGUUUUUCCCGUUAUUAAUCGUAUUUGUGAGCCAAUUGAUGGAAUCGAUGAUGCUCUGCUGGCAGAACAUUUGGGUAUAGCACAUUUGCAUAAAUCAAAGAAGCCAAUUUAUGGACAAGAAGAAACGCAUAUUGCACCAUCGAUUGAUGAAGAUAGAUAUAAGUAUUGCAUUCCAUUGAAAUUAACAUGUCAGAAUGAAAAUUGCAAAGCUGAAAUUCAAAUAAGCGACGUCGUUAUCGAUAAUGGUUCGAGUGUUGAGCCAUCUUUAAUGAAAUGCUCAAAUCCAGACUGCAAACAAGAACCUUACAGAAGUAAAGAUUCAAUAAUAAAUAGACUACAACUUGAGAUUAGGCAAAUAAUUACCGAUUAUUAUCAAGGAUGGAUGGAAUGUGAAAAUCCUAUUUGUUAUCAUCGAACUCGAUAUGUUCCUUUAUGUCCAUCUGGAAAUAAUUUGAAAUGCACUCAAUGUGAAAAUGCCAAUAUGCAUCGAGUUUAUUCAGAGACUCAGUUAUACAAGCAACUUUCAUUUUACGUUCACAUAUUUAAUUUGAAUCAAGCGAGCUUAAAAAAAUAUCAUUUUAAUAAUGUCUUAUCGAGAGAAGUUACAUCGGCAUAUGAUACAAUAAAAGAACAUGUGGAAAAACAAUUGAGACGAAAUAGUUAUUCAAUUGUUAAUUUAGAUAAAAUUUCUGCCAAAGCUGUAGCAAAGGGAGGAGGUUUUCAAAUGAGGCUUGAAGAAGAAUGGUCCGACUUUGAAGACGAUGAAGAUGAUUAUACAAAAAAUCCAAGUCAAUAUUUAACUCAAAGUCAAUCAAUAAAAGCUUCGCAGGCAAAAUCGCAACAAAUGUCUCAAAUGAAAUCACAAAUGUCAACUCAACAAAUGUCUCAAAGUCAAGUAUUAUAUCAACCAAUGUCUCAAUUGAAAACACAAGAGAAAUCAUCUCAAUCAAUGUCUCAAGGGAAGUCACAAUCAAUGUUUAAAGUGAAAAUGCAAAAAAAAACACAGGAUCAAGACGACAUGAUUGUCCCUGCAGAAUUACUUGAUGAAUAUUAUGAGAGUAAAACUGAAGUAUCUGAACCAAUGUCUCAAGUAAAAUCACAAGAAGAAAAACCUCAAGAACAAGAAAUACAAGAUCAAGACAUGAGUGUUCCUGCAGAAUUACUUGAUGAAUUUUUUUAAUCACUUUUAUCAAAAAAGUUGUAAAUACCAAGUCCAAUAGUAAUUAAGAUAAAUUUAAUUCUUUUUUUUUUUUUUUUAUUUAAUGACUAAUGCUGUUUAUGGAUGUAUAAAUUUUUCUCGCAUAAGAAAAAGAAAAAUAAAUUUUUUACACAAUGAAA